Molecule: messenger RNA, 3895 nt
Organism: Anguilla rostrata (American eel)
Lineage: Eukaryota; Metazoa; Chordata; Actinopteri; Anguilliformes; Anguillidae
Product: ELMO domain-containing protein 1-like
Exons: 12
Coding region: 845-1852 (335 amino acids)
Molecular function (GO): GTPase activator activity
Source: RefSeq, a predicted model, not a curated record
GCAGAGGGUUGUUUUUAAACUCAAAUAAGCUCGAUUGAAAUCCCGAAAUAAGAACGGAAAAAUACAACCUUUCUUUAAACAAUUCAGUGUUUUCUACGUUAAAUAGCCUGCAUAUAGCAAAUUCUCGACCGACUUUGUAAGCAUCCUUAUGGCAGAUUCGCUAUAACCGUACAUUUGAACAUGCCCUCACACUCAUCCAUUCAAGCUCCAUAGGGUAUUUUGAGAGGGAUGGAUGAGUGUGCUGCUCUAAUGAGAUGGUAGCCAAGAAUUACAUUAGAAUAUGAUACCAAAUGUCACCAAUAUAGGCUAUGGGGUGUUUUCCAGGAAUUUAUAUUUUAACAAGUCUUAAGGCAAAUAAAGAUCGUCCUCAGGCACCGUCCUAAAGCUCAUUAUGUAGGUUAUCCGCUCAUAAGUUAGUUUAAGCUACUGGAAAUAAGACAAUAGCAUGACCCUACAAAUCAUUGCAAAUGUUUCUACAGGUAGGAGCAAUAUGUAGGACAUGAGCAUCUAAAUAUAGCCAGCCACUAUUUAAAUAAUUUUUCCCCUGAUAAAGCGACACGUGAGGUUGAAGGUAGAGAGGAGCAGAGGCUGACGUCUGGUUAGCGGGGCUUAUUCACUGUAUUCAGCAAUACUGCAUCUCUGCAGUGCUGUGCGAGCGCGGGCGACUGGUCUGCUUACUCUCAAGUAACACAUUCAUCAUGGAGGAAAAACGGGUACCUGCCAUGGAGUGAACAGGACGGGUGCCUCUGGAAUCGCAGUGACGUCUUCGAAAUCCUUGUCUCAAUGUGAAUCGUCUACAUAUUGCUUUUGAGUUAAACACCGAGAAGAUUAACAAAUAAACAAAAUGAAGCAUUUUUUGAGGGUUCUGACGCAGUUCUUCGUAUUCCUGUACUGCAAAUGUCUGUGGCGCACUCUGAAGUUUGUGAUCCGAAAGGUCACGGGCCGGUGUGAGCUGCAGCGUAUCUGCUACAAUAACAAACCAGGGGCUCACAGGACACUCAAGAUAGAGUCCUCUCUAAGGUUUUCUAAGAAUGAGCUCCUGCAGUCUGCAGUCAGUGCCCACCCUGACUCUGUGGAAAAGACAAUUGAUGACAUCAUGACCCUGAAAAAGAUCAAUCCUGACACUAACCCUCAGUUAGGCAUCUCUCUCCAGGCUAGCCUCUUCCAGAUUGUGGGCUACAGGAAUCUGGUGCUGGAGGUGGAGAAGCUGCGCAGGGAGCCGUAUGACUGUGAGAACGCUGAGCAUGAGGAAAUGCUGCUGAAGCUUUGGAAGGCACUGCAGCCUGAAACCCCUCUUACCGGACGCAUCUCUAAGCAGUGGUGUGAAAUUGGUUUCCAAGGCAGUGACCCGAAGACUGAUUUCAGGGGCAUGGGCCUCUUGGGACUACACAACCUUCUAUAUUUUGCCGAGCAUGACAAGGCUGCUGCCCUGCAGGUUCUUCAUGACUCUCUGCAGCCCAAGCACAGGCCCAUUUCCCUGGGAACCACCAGCAAGCUGAGCAAAGCAGAGUGGGAGAAGAAGAAGUUUGAUAAAGCGAUUGGGUAUUCCUUCGCCAUCGUGGGCAUCAACAUCACUGACCUGGCCUACGCGCUGCUGGUCAGUGGUGCCUUGAAGACCCACCUGUACAAUGUGGCUCCAGAGAUGCCCAGCCUGGCCCACUUCCAGCAGACCUUCUGCUACCUCAUGCAGGAGUUCCACAAGUUCUGGACGGAGGAGGACCCCUCUGACAUCAUGGAGUUCAACCAUGUCCGUGCCAAGUUCCACAAGAGGGUCCUGAAGCAGCUGAAGAACCCCAACAUGACCCUGUGCCCUCACUUUGCUGCCUCUGACCUCCACCUGGUUAACCUGUAGUCGUCUCCGAUCCCAGGGGCCUGUCCCCAAACGUUUAACCCCCCCCACACUCCCGUUUCCUGUAACCCUGCCAGCUGCUUCAUGUCACUGCCACAAAGUCACCGCCCUCCCCUCACACCCACACCUGCCUUGCUGCAGCCCAGCACCAGCAUCACUAAAGACCAUGCUGAUUGUAUGCAUGCAUGGCAGUGCUGUGCCGUGCCAUAUCUUUCAGUUACCUAUAUUUAUUAUUUAUUGCUUUCAUCAUCCUUAUUACCACUGUUAUGUAUUAUGAGAUCAGUCUACAUGGGGGGAAAAUUUUACAUGAAAUGUCAAGAAAAAAAACCAUGGAUACAUUUGGAGAAUAAUACAGAAACUGGGUAGUGUUACAGUAUUUUAAAGCGCUGCAUUGAGAGAGGAUGACAGAAGCUAAUGAAAGGCCUAGCAGGGAAGUUGCAAAGCAAUUAUUUAUACCACUGGGGAACUAGGAAAGAGAAAGGAAAUUUCAAACAAAAGAAUAGGUAGAAGGUAUUUGCUGUAUGUUGAUGAUCAUGGCAUAUGAGACAGUGCAUGAAAAAAUAAUGGACUAAAGAACAGAGAAUGGUUACCAUGCCAGAAAGUGAGAACAAGAAUUCAUGGCCCUGCUGAGCCAAUCACCUGAAACAGCUCCCAGCCAAUCACGUCACCCAUGUUAUGAUCAUUCGUGUCACAGUUCUCAGUUGUGGUAGACGUGCCAAUUUGGUAACAAUAACGCAAGGAAUUCAACGACACAAUGUGGGAGCCGAGCUAUCAGACCUGCGUGUUUCUUUGCCAAAAAUAUUAGUAACAAGCAAUUGUAAGAACAGGGACUUAAAGGCGUAUUCUUUGUGAAUGUUACUAUACUAGAUUCAUGAUUGUGCAACAAAAAAGUUAGCUGAACAUUGAUGGGAAAAAUUGAGGAAUGUUUAUUCUUUGUUCUAGUAGCCAAAGCAAUAAUUCAAAGUUUGUCUGGAUGGUUUGAUAACAACACUGGUGCCUGCUGUUUGCUUGGCUCCUCAUUCGUAUGACUAACACUUAGCCACAGCACAUUGUAACUAUGAUUUUCAUUGAGCGUCCAGAUCACUGUUUGCACUUUCACUGUACUGUGACUUUUUGUUGCACCAUGACAUAUGCAUUUUUACUGAUAUUUAUUUUCAUUUUAGGGACUGUUUUUUAUAUUUUUGUAGCAUCUCCAUUUAAACAUCUUCUUUGAUAUAUAGUAUUAAACAGGCAUGUUUUGUAACUUAACUUGCUAUCGGUGUAUAGUCUGGUAAAGCCCUUUUAACUUUUAGCUAUUAUUAAUAAGUUGAUAUGUUGUUCCAUUGAUGACCUCAUGUUAACGGUCACAGGGUCUGCAUGAAUUUUUGACACAGCUAUGAUUAUGCUUUUAUAGUUUAGUCACAGCUACAAUGAAAAUGCUUUACUGUCUUAACAUCCAAAUUAUUUAUCUGAAAAGAGCAAUGUAAUAUCUUCCUUUGGCACACCCACUAUACAUUUUUUCUAAGUAUUAAGUCAGUAAGUGACAUUUAAAUGUGAAUGCGUAAGCCUUUCAGCAGUAUUGUGUAAUAAUACUUGAGUGUAAAUGUCAGUCUGUUGCAGAAAUAUGUUCCUUUUGAUGCUGUCGCUCUCAUGGCAAUUAGGAUGUUUUCAGCAUUUUUUGAGAAUUGUGUUCUUGUGUAAAUACACCAUAUAUUUAAUGGCCACAAAAGAGAAUUUGUGUUUUUGAGUUGAAGGGCUUUACCGUAGUGUGCAAUAAUUAUGUAGAAAGCAUUAGAAAGAAUAAAUGAAUACCUGCUGUAUAAAAGUGCUUUAAGAAACAAAAUGUAUGUCAUCUCACCAAGCCACAAAGAUCACUGUGCAUGAUGGAUUCUGUGAGGUGGUUGUACUGACCUGUUUUCUGUGUUGUUUUUACUAAGGCCUGGAUGUCCAGGCAAGACACCCUAGCAAUGCAGAUGCUUAUGUAAUGUGCACAAAUCUACCGUACUGUGACAAAGGGUGCUUAUGUAUUUAUACUAACAGCUUAAUGUAAUAAAAAGUCGACACCUA